AUGGCAAUUACAAGCAGCAAAAUUAAUGACCUUCUCUUAUGUGCACUGGAUGAACUCUCUCAGGAAAAUUUUAAAAGAUUUAAAGACAAAUUAUCUUUUAUUGACUUUGAUGGAGGAGGUAACAUCCCCCAAGGUCCACUGGAGAAUGCGGACAGAAUAGAUACGAAGAAUCUCCUGGUGAAAUUCUACGGUGAAGACACUGUGUUAGAUGUAGCUAUAGAAGUAUUCACCCAGAUCAAUCUGAGAGACUCUGCGGUUAAACUCAAAGAAGAAAAAAGAAAAGAUUACAGGAUGACAUACAGUGAACAUAUACAGGAAGAAUACCAAUUUAUAGAAGACAGGAAUGCUCGUCUGGGUGAGUGUGUGAGUCUAAACAGAAGAUACACACAGCUGCUUAUUGUAAAGGAACAUCGCCACUGGGAGGCCAAACAACAUGAAAUAAUGGCAACAGGAAAGAGACAUGCAGAGAUCCUGGCUAAGACAGCUACUCCAACUAAGAUAGAAAGUUUGUUCGACAUUGAUAAAUGCAGACCAACACCACGAACCAUUGUGCUUCAGGGAGCUGCUGGGAUUGGGAAAACAAUGACAGUAAGAAAGAUCAUGUUGGACUGGGCAUCUGAAAAAAUCUAUCCUGGCAGAUUUGAUUAUGUUUUCUACAUAAGCUGCAGAGAAAUGAACCUGUCUACCAAGCAGAUAAGUGUUGCUGAUUUGAUUUUAAACAAUUGCCCUGACAAAAAUGCACCAAUUAAAGAUAUUUUGAUGGAUCCAGAAAAACUCCUUUUUAUAAUUGAUGGUUUUGAUGAAUUGAAAUUUUCAUUUGAUCAACAAAUCAUUAAUUUGUACACUGAUCCCUGUGAGAAGCAGCCAGUGGAAAUCAUAUUGGGCAGUUUAUUUAGGAAAAAAGUUCUUCCAAAAUCAUUCUUACUGAUCACAACAAGACCAACUGCUCUGGAAAAACUCCAAAACUGUCUAAAGUUUCCGCAUUAUGCAGAGAUCUUGGGAUUUUCUGAGGAAGACAGGGAGGAGUAUUUCCACAAGUUCUUUGAAGAUAAAAAACAAGCAGCAAAAGCUUUUGGAUUUGUAACAGAGAAUGAAAUUCUCUUUACAAUGUGUUUUGUUCCAAUUGUAUGUUGGAUUAUCUGCACUGUGAUCAAACAACAGAUUGAAAAAGGUGAAGAUCUCACACAAACUUCAAAAACAACCACUGCAGUGUAUAUGCUCUUUCUGUCCAGUUUAUUAAGGGAUCAUAGCUGCAUGUCAAAGCAUUCCAGACAAACUAAUCUCAGAAAGCUGUGCUCCUUAGCCAGAGAAGGAGUCUGGCGAAAGAUAAUACUGUUUGAAGAAGAUGAUCUCAAGAAGCAUGGUUUAGAUGUAUCCAAUAUUCAAUCCCUCUUUCUCAACAAGAGCAUUUUUCAAAAAGAUAUUGACUGUGAACAUGCCUACAGCUUCAUUCACCUAAGUUUUCAAGAGUUUUUUGCAGCUUUGUUUUAUGUACUGGAGGAAGAGGAAGAAACAGUGGAAGAGUCGGUGACAGUUACAAAAGAUGUGUCUAAACUAUUACAAAGUUAUGAAGAACCUAAAAAUGAUUAUUUAAUGUUAACAGUGCGUUUCCUGUUUGGUCUCUUAAACAUGGAUAGAAUGAAGGAGAUUGAGAAAUGCUUAGGCUGUAAAACUUCACUUGACACAAAGAGCAAAGUACUGAACUGGGUUGAAGAAGUAGGCAUAGCAUUGGCGUCUCUGUCCUCUAAAGACCGGAACGAAAAUAAGUUCAAGUUUGAAUUGUUCCACUUUUUGUUUGAGAUUCAAGAAGAAGAAAUUGUGACACGUGCAAUGGAUUGUUUCCCACGUAUUCACUUGGAACUGACUUGUUUUUCAAAAAUGAAGUUUACAGUUCUUUCCUUCUGUUUGAAGAACUGUCGAAGAAUGCAGUCACUUUUUCUCUGUUCCUGUAGUGGUGGGACCAACUGGAAAGGAAGGAGGGGGACCUCAUGCGGCAGCCUGCUGUUUCCAUGGUGCCAGCUCAAUUAUGAGGAUUAUAAGACUCUCACCUCACUUCUUAGUGCAAAGCAGGUGCUGACAGAGUUGGAUCUGAGAGGUAAUAGUUUUCGGAGUUGUAUGAUGAAUGAAGGACUGAGUCUCCUGUGUGAAGGAUUGAAACACUCCAACUGUAUGCUACAGAAGCUGGUGUUGAGAAACUGUUGUAUCAGUAACUCUGAUUGCAAGCAGCUUGCUUCAGUUCUCAGUACAAAUCAAAACUUGAAAGAGCUGGACCUGAGAGGCAAUAAUCAGGGAGAUGCAGGAGUGAAGCUGUUGUGUGAAGGACUGAAACAUCCAGACUGCAAACUGCAGAAACUAGUGUUGUCUUACUGCAUGCUCACGGCUGCUUGUUGUCAGGGUCUUUCCUGUGUUCUCAGCACCAACCAGACUCUGAGAGAGCUGGACCUGGAGAUAAAUAAACUGGGAUAUUCAGGAGUGCAGCAGCUUUGUGAAGGAUUGAAACAUGCAACCUGCAAACUGGAGAUACUCCGGUUGGGACACUGUGGUAUCAUUUUCUAUGAUUGCAAGUAUCUUGCCUUAGUUCUCAGUACAAAUCAAACUUUGAAAGAGCUGGACCUGAGUGGCAGCAAACUGGGAGAUUUAGGAGUUAAGCAGCUGUGUGAAGGACUGAAACAUCCCGAUUGCAAACUGCAGAAACUGAUGUUGGGAGACUGUGGUAUCGCAGCCUCUGGUUGCAAGUAUUUUGCCUCAGUUCUCAGUACAAAUCAAACUUUGAAAGAGCUGGACCUGAGAGGCAGCAAACUGGGAGAUUUAGGGGUGAAGCAGCUGUGUGAAGGACUGAAACAUCCCGACUGCAAACUGCAGAAACUGGUGUUGGGAGACUGUGGUAUCGUAGCCUCUGGUUGCAAGUAUUUUGCCUCAGUUCUCAGUACAAAUCAAACUUUGAAAGAGCUGGACCUGAGAGGCAGCAAACUGGGAGAUUUAGGGGUGAAGCAGCUGUGUGAAGGACUGAAACAUCCCGACUGCAAACUGCAGAAACUGGUGCUGUCUUACUGCACACUCACAGCUGGUUGUUGUGGGGAUCUUUCCACUGUCCUCAGUACCAAUCAGACUCUGAGAGAGCUGGACCUGGAGAGAAAUGAACUGGGAGAUUCAGUGUUGUUAGUCGGAUAUUCAGGAAUGCAACAGCUUUGUGAAGGAUUGAAGGACAAAACCUGCAAACUGGAGAUACUCAGGUUGGGAUACUGUGGUAUCAUGGCCUCUGAUUGCAAGUAUCUUGCCUCAGUUCUCAGUACAAAUCAAACUUUGAAAGAGCUGGAUCUGGGAGGCAACAAACAGGCAAAUUCAGGAGUGAAGCUGCUGUGUGAAGGACUGAAACAUCCCGACUGCAAACUGCAGAGACUGGUGUUGAGGAGCUGCGAUUUCAAAGAUGCUUGUAUGAGAAACUUAUCACUUGCUCUUAGUAUAAACCACUCCCUGAAUGAGCUGGAUCUACAGUUUAACCUCCUGUCCUUUCCUUUCGUUACUCAUCUUUAUAAGGAGCUGAAAUGUCGCAGAAGCAAUCUAAAGAUAAUAAUGUAAAAUUCAUAUGUUCUAAUCCAUUUGAGGAUUGUGGGAUGGCUAUUCAUUUAAGCAAAUGCCAUUAACAUUUGGUGUCAUGACAAACAGGCAGAGUGAAUACAAUUGAUGACUUUAUUUAAAUCCAUGUUUAGGAAAUAUAUGUUUAUAGUUUCA
Mauremys mutica (yellowpond turtle) is the source of this 3732-nucleotide messenger RNA. RefSeq names its product NACHT, LRR and PYD domains-containing protein 3-like. The coding region runs from base 1 to 3579 and encodes 1192 amino acids. The record is from RefSeq and is a predicted model, not a curated record. Gene Ontology annotation, cellular component: cytoplasm. NCBI's taxonomy places the organism in Eukaryota, Metazoa, Chordata, Testudines, Geoemydidae. The transcript has 13 exons. Gene Ontology annotation, molecular function: protein binding.